Molecule: messenger RNA, 4648 nt
Organism: Callorhinus ursinus (northern fur seal)
Lineage: Eukaryota; Metazoa; Chordata; Mammalia; Carnivora; Otariidae
Gene: PLEKHG3
Product: pleckstrin homology and RhoGEF domain containing G3
Biological process (GO): regulation of establishment of cell polarity
Molecular function (GO): guanyl-nucleotide exchange factor activity; small GTPase binding
Source: RefSeq, a predicted model, not a curated record
CCCCGACUUCCUGCCGGGCGCUGGGAAGGCGCGCGCGGGCUGGGGUCCCCGGGGGCCGCGUCAGCAGCUGGCCGCGUCCCGGGCCGCCGAGGGGCUGGGCAGUGGGCGGGAGCGGCCCGCAGCCUCAGCGCCUGCCGAGAGCGACUUUCAAACUCGCGCCUGCGUCGCGGCCGCACCUGGCCAGCCUCGCGCGCGGAGCGUGCCGGACCCGGCGGGGCGGCGACCGCGCGAACCUCCCUGGAGUGCCCUCGCCAGGCAGCGAUGCCAGGAUGCCCGUCUCUGCCUCCCUCCGCCAGGAUGGCGGCCAGGAGCGGCCGGUGAGCCUGACCUCAACCACGUCCUCGUCGGGUUCCUCCCGUGACAGCCGCGGUGCCAUGGAGGAGCCCAGUGGCUCCGAGGCUUCUGCCAAGAACGGGGCGGGCUCCCCAGGUAGUAGGAGGCGUCCCCCCAACGGCAGCAGCAGCUCCAGCGGCUGGCUGAGCGUGAGGGGGCCGCUGUCCCCGUUCGGCGGCCGGGCCCCGGCAGCCCCGGCGCACAAGCUCAGCUACCUGGGCCGAGUGGUGCGGGAGAUCGUGGAGACGGAGCGGAUGUACGUGCAGGACCUGCGCAGCAUCGUGGAGGACUACCUCUUGAAGAUCAUUGACACGCCUGGGCUGCUGAAACCAGAACAAGUCAGCGCCCUCUUUGGGAACAUAGAAAACAUCUAUGCACUGAACAGCCAGCUACUCCGAGACCUGGACAGCUGCAACGGUGAUCCCGUGGCUGUGGCCAGCUGCUUCGUGGAAAGGAGUCAAGAGUUUGAUAUCUACACUCAGUAUUGCAACAACUACCCCAACUCAGUGGCCGCCCUGACCGAGUGCAUGCGGGACAAGCAACAGGCCAAGUUCUUUCGGGACCGGCAGGAGCUACUACAGCACUCUCUGCCCUUGGGCUCCUACUUGCUGAAGCCUGUGCAGCGCAUCCUCAAGUACCACCUGCUGCUCCAGGAAAUUGCCAAACAUUUUGAUGAAGAAGAGGAUGGCUUCGAGGUGGUGGAAGAUGCCAUUGACACCAUGACCUGUGUGGCCUGGUACAUCAACGACAUGAAGAGGAGACACGAGCAUGCGGUCCGGCUCCAGGAGAUUCAGUCGCUGCUCAUCAACUGGAAGGGGCCGGACCUGACUAUCUACGGGGAGCUCGUCCUGGAGGGCACGUUCCGCGUGCACCGUGUGCGCAAUGAGAGGACCUUCUUCCUCUUUGACAAAGCGCUGCUCAUCACCAAGAAGCGAGGCGAUCACUUUGUCUACAAGGGCCAUAUCCCGGGCUCCUCCCUGAUGCUGAUCGAAAGCACCAGAGACUCCCUGUGCUUCACCGUUACCCACUACAAGCAUGGCAAGCAGCAGUACAGUAUUCAGGCCAAAACAGCGGAGGAGAAACGGAGCUGGACUCACCACAUCAAGAGGCUCAUCCUGGAGAACCACCACACCACUAUCCCCCAGAAGGCCAAGGAAGCCAUCUUGGAAAUGGACUCCUACUAUCCCAGUCGGUACCGCUGCAGCCCAGAGCGCCUGAAGAAGGCUUGGUCCUCCCAGGAUGAGGUGUCCAUGCAUGCGCGCCAGGGGCGCCGGCAGUCUGAGCCUGGUCAGUCCUCGUUCAUCCGGGCAACACUCCCCAGCAGGCAGCGAGGCUUCAUCGAGCCAGGCCUUAACGGCCGUAGGAAGUCGGAGCCAACCAGACACCUGCUCAGGCAACUCAGUGAGAAAGCCAGAGCCGCAGAAAUGAAGGAGAAGGGGCACAGGGAGUCCGAAGGCCCCAAGAGCCGCAGAAGGUCCGGCGGCCGGUCUCCAACGAGCGCUGAGAAGCGCAUGAGCUUCGAGUCCACCUCCUCUUCCCUGCCAGAGGUUGAACCAGACCCUGAACCUGAAAUGGAGCAGGAAGUAUUUGCUGCCAUGGAAGUUCCCAGCAUUGAGGAGGUGCCCUCAGACACAGAGUCUCCAGAAGUCCUGGAAGCACAGCUUGAUGCCCACCAGGAGCUGCUGGGGCUGGACCCCCCGAGUGACAUGGUGGGCUUUGUGGUGGCCGAGAGCACUGAGGACCUUAAGGCUCUGAGCAGUGAGGAGGAGGAGGAGGAGGACAUGGGGGCCACCCAGGAGACCGAGAGCCUCCUGCCGCCCUCUGUGCUGGACCAGGCCAGCAUCAUCGCUGAGCGCUUCGUCAGCAGCUUUUCUCGGCGGAGCAGCCUGGCACUGGAGGACGGCAAGGCCAGCGGCUUUGGGAGCCCGAGGCUGGCGAGCCGGAGCAGCAGUGUGCUCAGCCUCGAGGGCAGCGAGAAGGGCCCGACCCGGCACGGCAGCACCACGGACGCCCUCGGCUCACAGCCGCCCCCAGAGGUGGACAGCACUGUGGGAGUGGCUGCAGAGAGUGGCCCUUCGGUCAAUGGGACGGAGCCCCCGAGUCCAGGCUGCCCAGCAGAGCCCGACAGGUCUUCCUGCAAGAAGAAGGAGUCGACCCUCUCCACCCGAGAUCGGCUCUUGCUGGACAGAAUCAAGAGCUACUAUGAAAACGCAGAGCACCACGAUGUGGGCUUUAGCAUCCGGCGCCGGGAGAGCCUCUCCUAUAUCCCCAAGGGUCUGGUGAGAAACUCUGUUUCCAGAUUCAACAACCUUCCCAGGCCGGACCCAGAGCCUCUGGCUCCGCUGGGGCACAAGAGGCAGGUGGGCUCCCGGCCGCCUUCGUGGGCUCUGUUUGACCUCCCAGGACCUGGCCAGGCAAGUGCAGGGGAGCCAGCUCCUAUCACAGAUGCUGAGUUCCGGCCAUCUUCAGAAAUUGUGAAGAUCUGGGAGGGAAUGGAGUCUCCCGGGGAGAGCUAUCUGCAGGGGCCCCGCCAAGGCCAGGCCAAUGGUUUUGACCUGCACGAACCGCUCUUUAUCCUGGAGGAGCACGAGCUGGGGGCCAUCACUGAGGAGUCGGCCACUGCCUCCCCUGAGAGCGCCUCCCCCACGGAGCGGCCCAGCGCAGCCCACCUGGCCCGGGAGCUGAAGGAGCUGGUGAAGGAGCUGAGCAGUGGUGUCCAGGGGGAGCUGGUGACUCCGCUGCACCCCCGCAUCGUCCAACUCUCCCACGUGAUGGACGGCCACAUGAGCGAGCGAGUCAAGAACAAGGUCUACCAGCUUGCCCGCCAGUACAGCCUCCGGAUCAAGAGCAAAUCUGUGACAGCCAGGCCACCUCUACAGUGGGGAAAGGCAGCUCCCACCGUUCCCUGCCUGCAGGAGGAGGCCGGAGCGCCCUCUGGCGGCAAGGGCAAGAGAAAGCCGGUGCUGUCCCUCCUCAGCUCUGAGCAGACGGUGGCCCAGGAGCACAGCCCGCCCAAGCCCAGCUCUCCUCGGCAUUUCUCCUUCAGCCCCCCUGCUGCCAGCCCGAGGACCACCUCACCUGGGGUCCGACCCUCCUCUCGAAGCCCCCUCAGCCCCUUCGACACUGAGACCUUCAGCUGGCCUGAUGUCCGAGAGCUCUGCUCCAAGUACACCUCCCAUGACGAGGCAUUGCAGGCUGAGGGCAUCCGGCCCCGCGGCCCGCCUGUCAGCCGCAGCCGCUCGGUGCCCGAGAACAUGUUGGAGCCCCCUCUGGCGGGCAGGGUGGGCCGCUGCUGCAGCGUGGGCGCCAGGAGGGGCCGGGCGGGCCCAGAGGCUGUUGAGCCCCAGCCUCCCGGCAGGGUGCCCCACAACAGGCCAGUCGGAGAGGAGACCCUGUACGUCACCGCAGACCUCACCCUCGACGACAACCGGCGGGUGAUUGUCAUGGAGAAGGGGCCCCUGCCCUGCCCCACUGCAGGGCUGGAGGAACGCAAUGGGCAGGGACCCAGCUCACCAGCAGCCACGGUGGGACAGGGCCUGGAUUUCCAGGAGUCUGGAAUUUCCAGGAGUCCGGAGUGUUGGCCAAAGGAAGAGGGUCCCAGGGACCCAGCGGACCCAGGCCAGCCGGGCCGAGUGAGAAACCUGAGGGAGAAAUUCCAGGCCUUGAACUCCAUAGGUUGACUCUGAGUCCUGGGAGAGGGAGAAGCCGUGCGGCAGGGUGGGGACGCAGAGGAACCUUGGCAUGCUUGCCCACAAGCCUGGGCUCCCCCUGCUCACAUGAGCCCCUGAAAGAAUGCUCUGGUGUGCUCAGCAAUGCUGGGAAUGCCCCGGUGCUCCCCGGGGCUCAUGGCAACCUUCAUAGGCCCAGCUGAGCCCUUCUCCCCACCGAGGCCAGUGUGCCACUUCCCUUAUAUAUAGUUCUUCCCUAGUAAGAAGCUGAAUAUUAAAGCUCUCCUCUUCCAGGGAGAGCAAGCUGUGCUCAGGCCUCUGGUGUUGGGCUGACCACCGCCAGGCUGAGGAGCCCACCCAGAGGAGACGUGGAAGUGGCGUGGGGAGGCUUUGCUCUUUAAUUGUGCCUUUUCUUAGGAUCCAGGCAGGAACAAGGCCCGUAAUUUAUUGCUUUCCAUUCUGUGGUAUCUUUGUAUGUGCACAUGUUUGUGAGUGUGUGUUCUUCUGUUAUUGAUUCCUCUCCCAUGAAGAAUGUAACGGACUCGGUUCAGGUACUUUUGUAGGUUGUCUUGCUGACCCUGUGGUUGUUGCUAAUGUAUAUACAUUUCAUUAUUUGCCAAUGGUGCAAUACCCGCUGCUCACCAACC